Molecule: messenger RNA, 993 nt
Organism: Prunus persica (peach)
Lineage: Eukaryota; Viridiplantae; Streptophyta; Magnoliopsida; Rosales; Rosaceae
Product: 40S ribosomal protein S5
Exons: 5
Coding region: 111-755 (214 amino acids)
Biological process (GO): ribosomal small subunit assembly; translation
Cellular component (GO): cytosolic small ribosomal subunit; ribosome
Molecular function (GO): mRNA binding; structural constituent of ribosome; rRNA binding
Source: RefSeq, a predicted model, not a curated record
AGGUCAGUCGUGCUUAUAAACAUGAACUAGGGUUUUCCUGUGUUCAGCACCACUCUGUACAAGCUCUCUCGCAUUCUCGUCUGAAGGUCCAACCUCCGACGAAGAGAGCCAUGUCUGUUGCAGUGGAACCAACGGCACCAACGGCACCAACGGUACAAACGGUACCAAUUGAGCCUCACCUUGACGUGAAGCUGUUCAACCGCUGGAGCUUCGAUGAUGUUCAGGUCAGUGACAUUUCACUGGCGGACUAUGUUGGAGUUGUCCCAGCCAAGCAUGCAACUUAUGUACCUCACACUGCCGGGAGGUACUCAGUCAAACGAUUCAGGAAAGCCCAGUGCCCUAUAGUGGAGAGGCUUACAAACUCACUCAUGAUGCAUGGCAGGAACAAUGGGAAGAAACUUAUGGCUGUAAGGAUCAUUAGGCAUGCAAUGGAAAUUAUCCAUUUGCUGACUGAUCAGAAUCCCAUUCAAAUUAUUGUUGACGCUGUUGUUAAUAGUGGUCCACGAGAAGAUGCAACUCGUAUUGGAUCUGCUGGAGUUGUUAGGCGUCAGGCUGUGGAUAUUUCACCUUUGAGACGCGUGAAUCAGGCUAUCUAUCUCCUUACAACUGGUGCUCGUGAAUCUGCUUUUAGAAACAUCAAAACUAUUGCAGAAUGUUUGGCCGACGAACUGAUUAAUGCUGCAAAAGGUUCAUCUAAUAGUUACGCUAUAAAGAAGAAGGAUGAGAUUGAAAGAGUUGCCAAGGCCAACCGUUGAGGGGCUGCCGAAACCUACGAGUAUCUUGUCAUUUGCUGUUCAAAGGAAGCUCCAAAUGAUCUCAAUGUGCGAGUUCCUAUUUUUCAAGAUUUUUAGCUAGUUCUGUUUUGUUUCAUGAAAAAUGGCCGAUGUUUGUUUUUCUCAUAUUUUUUGUUUAAUUUCAAGGAUGUGACCAAGACAAUAUCGAGAAUUAGAAAAAAUAUGAAUGGAAGAACAGUAGCUACAAAUAUUUCUAAAA